GAGAAGAGGAUUCUGUUGAAGAAUGAAUAUCAAUCAGUCAACGAUGGGUUCUUGGGUGAAGACGCGAGUUCUUCAAGAUCAGUUCUUGAAGAUUCGUCAAUCAUAUACAUGUGAUAUGGAUUGUUGGGUGAAAACGCGAGUUCUUGGGAGGGAAAGGUACGGAACAGUGACCUUGGCUGUUUUUCACUUCCCCGAAGACGCACUAGACGACGACUUUCCGAUGAUCGCCGUCAAGUCUGCAGAUUUCGACAGAUCAUCGUCGCUUCAGAAGGAAGCCUGGAUUUUACAACGGCUGCGUGGUUGCCCCGGAAUUGUUCGCUGUUUCGGGGGAGACGUCUGUAUUGAGGAGCUGGACGGAAAGAUAAUGUACAAUCUGUUACUGGAGUUUGCUCCCGGAGGUUCCCUUCAGGAUCUGAUAGGAAACAACGGAGGAACGCUGCCAGAGCUUGAUGUCAGGAGAUAUACGCGUAUGAUUCUUGAAGGCCUAAGGUACGUGCACAGGAAAGGCUACGUCCAUUGUGAUAUUAAACCUUCCAACAUUCUUGUCUUUUCAUCACGAGAUGACCAAAACUACGUCAAGAUAGCAGAUUUUGGAUCGGCCAAGAGACGAGACGGCCAGCUGAAUGCACGCCUAGGAUCCCUUCUUUACAAAUCGCCAGAAUCAGUUUUAUAUGGUUUAAACGAAGCGCCUAUGGAUAUCUGGUCUCUGGGUUGCACAAUAGUUAAGAUGAUUACCGGAAAGUCUGUGUGGCAGAUGAACAAAUUCAAGAACGCCCAAGAACUGCGAAGAGAGAUUGCGAUUGGGGAAGAACUGCCCGAAAUCCCUGAGAAUAUGUCCGCUCAAGGGAAGGAUUUCUUGAAAAGGUGUCUGGUUAGGGACCCGAGGUUCAGAUGGUCGGCUGAUAUGCUUUUGAAUCAUCCUUUUCUAGUGGAAGAGUCGGAAGAUUCCCCACUAAUAUUCGUUCCCAGUGAUGAAGACGAUCGGUGGAAUUCUGUGCAGUCUGCAGUGGGAGACUAUCCUUUUUAUGUCAAGUUGAUGAAGAUGUUAUCAAAAUCAAAAGCGCUUGAAUUGGGUUGGCGUGAAGCUGAGAUGAUCGAUUACCUAUUUGCAUACUGACGCUUUUCAUAUAUGGACGUAUGCAUUCUUGCUUGGUAGUUUUACACAAGCAAAGAGAAUUCUCAUUUACAACCUGUAUAUAGAAAUGAGUAAUCAAUACUCGCUACAUUGUGUUCUAUCCCUCGUUGUGUGAAUCUAUGAGAAACUUUGCAUUUUAAUAAGUAAUCAA
Messenger RNA from Diospyros lotus (date-plum), 1286 nucleotides. RefSeq names its product mitogen-activated protein kinase kinase kinase 20-like. NCBI's taxonomy places the organism in Eukaryota, Viridiplantae, Streptophyta, Magnoliopsida, Ericales, Ebenaceae. The record is from RefSeq and is a predicted model, not a curated record. Gene Ontology annotation, biological process: protein phosphorylation. Bases 23 to 1117 code for a protein of 364 amino acids. The transcript has a single exon. Gene Ontology annotation, molecular function: ATP binding; protein kinase activity.